UAUUUCCGAUUUUACCGUAUGAGCGGGAACGUAGCACCGCUACCAGGACGUUGUGAAGUAGCUAGUUAACGUUAGCUAACCGGUUACCGACAGCUGUUUCCAGAUUAAUAACGAAAUAAACAUGUCUUUUAAAAGGGAAGGUGACGACAGGAGUCAGUUGAACAUCCUGAAGAAACGGCGUGUGGCGGAUCUUCUGUCUCACUUUAUCCCAGAGGAUGAAGCGACUCUCGUGAAAAACGGAAGGUACGCUUGCCUUGUGUGCUCCUACUGUCCGAUGUUUGACACAGUGGAUACACUGACAGUCCACAGGAAUGGGAAAAGGCAUCUGGAAGGAUUGAAAGCAUUCUAUGGCAAGAAAGCAAGGUUGAGGAAUGAAAUAACAAAAAGAAAACAUGAAAAUUACGUCCAGGCUGAAGACACAAGACAGGAACCCUCCUGUUCAGCCCCUUUACUGGCACAAACACGGAUGCUUACACAUCACGCUUUAUUAAAGACUGUGCCAUACAACAGCUGCCACAGAAAAACCAGUACAAAAUCUGAAAAAGGACCACAGAGCAUCGGCUCAGAUCCCAGUGACAACACUUCCAGCUGCACAGCAUCAGAACAAGAAGAAGCAAGUCAGAAAACUGAAGGUUCUCACAGUUCAUUACAAAGCUCUAGUGGCUGCACAACAGCUAAAGGGUCCCAUCCAUCAGAGGACAUAAAAGGAGCUCAGGCUGCAGUGACACAGGAGGCGGAGCCUAUAACAGCCCAGAGGAGGAGAGAGCUGGAGCACUACCUCAAACUCAAAAGUGAGGGGUGGUUGCAAGACCGGAGCGGCAAGUGGGUUAAAGACGAGAACGUGGAGUUUGAUUCAGAUGACGAGGAGCCUCCUUCGCCUCCCCCUCUACCUACAAGUCACUGAGAGGACUAAGAACUGUGGGAAAACACAGAUUAAAAGUGGUACAUUUAGCCGGAGCGCUUUGUGCACUUUUAUUGAAUCCCAUGGUUUUCUGUGCUGAUUCUACAGCGCCCGUGUAAUCCUCGGACUCACCGGUGACCAUCAGCUGCAACUUUUAAUGCUUUUAUCUCAUCACAUAUGAUUCACAGAAUCAGACUUAACAAUAAAUGUCACUUCCUGUU
Dicentrarchus labrax (European seabass) is the source of this 1122-nucleotide messenger RNA. RefSeq names its product sodium channel modifier 1 (gene scnm1). Gene Ontology annotation, cellular component: nucleus. The coding region runs from base 122 to 904 and encodes 260 amino acids. The transcript is spliced from 8 exons. The record is from RefSeq and is a predicted model, not a curated record. Gene Ontology annotation, biological process: RNA splicing. Lineage: Eukaryota; Metazoa; Chordata; Actinopteri; Moronidae.